UGCAGGAACUUUGUGAGAAUCUCAGUAUAUGGAAAAACUAUCCAUGUUCCAACUGGUGUAUAUCAAAAGAUCUCAGUACAAAUAGCAGGACCAAAAUACUGCAUUAUCAGUCAGCCAGCCAGCUAAACACUUAAUGACUCCCACAUUCUCAUGGACUUGUAAAGAAGCACCAUGACCUGUGCUGCUGUCAUGAUGCCUGGGUUGUUGCAAGGCUCUAUUGGCACCAUCUGCACUCGGGCUGCUUCAUUGAGAUUGACACCUAGGUCUUUGCGUCACCUUACUCUAACCAGAGUAAUGAAUUCCAAAAGGAACACUGAUCACAUGGAGAGAACUGCAGACGUCGUUCGCCAGGAGAUUGUGUCGAUAGCUAAGGUGUGUGGAACUGUGGAUGAGUCUCCAUCAGUAAAGAGGCUCUGUCUACGUGUUGCAGAAAAACAUUUUUCCUUUAAAGCUGGCCAGUGGGUUGAUUUCUUUAUUCCAGGAGUUUCUGUGGUUGGUGGGUUCUCAAUCUGCUCCAGCCCCAGACUGCUAGAACAAGAGAAAAUAAUAGAAUUGGCAGUGAAAUAUGCGAACCACCCUCCUGCUCUCUGGGUUCACAAUCAGUGUACACUUGACGCUGAAGUGGCCCUGAGAGUGGGUGGAGAGUUCUUCUUUGACCCUCAGCCUGCAGAUGCCUCUAGAAACCUCGUGUUGAUUGCAGGAGGAGUAGGAAUUAACCCCUUGCUUUCCAUCCUGCGGCAUGCAGCAGAUCUCCACAGAGAGCGGGCAAACAAAGGAAGUGGGUAUGAGAUAGGGACAAUACAACUAUUCUACAGUGCAAAAAACACCAGUGAACUCCUGUUUAAGAAAAAUAUUCUCGAUUUAGUAAAUGAAUUUCCUGAAAAGAUUGCAUGCAGUUUGCAUGUUACGAGGCAGACUACACAAAUCAGUGCAGAACUCAAGCCAUACAUCAUGGAAGGAAGAAUAAUGGAGAAGGAGAUAAGAGAUCAUAUUUCAGAAGAGACUUUGUUCUAUAUAUGUGGCCCACCUCCAAUGACAGACUUUUUCUCCAAACAACUAGAAAAGAGCCAUGUUCCCAAAGAACACAUUUGCUUUGAGAAGUGGUGGUAGGGAAUAGGAAAAGAGAAAGAUGUGAGAUC
This is a messenger RNA of Orycteropus afer afer, 1139 nucleotides long. The record is from RefSeq and is a predicted model, not a curated record. NCBI's taxonomy places the organism in Eukaryota, Metazoa, Chordata, Mammalia, Tubulidentata, Orycteropodidae.